CACGUCUCCUGCGGAUCACCACCCGCCAAUUAUUUGGUCUCGCUUUGGUGCUUUGAAACACAACCUAAGAUCGCAGUACAACAUUUCGCGGCUGACCAUAUCGGGCCGCAUUAGAUCCCUCAGAGGAUCAGUCUUACUCGGGUCGUCUUGAGACGUGGAUGCGCGCGGCGUGCGUUGUUGGCAAGAAAGUCCCUCCGUGGACAGACAGUGUGACAUAACGUUUGAAGAGCAUCCAAGCCGUGCAUACGAAACCCCGAAGGCCCACCAUAACUCCAAGGACGCGUUGCGUAUCGAUGGUCAAGUGCCGGACUAGUGCGUUUGCUUAGUAGACAAGUCCAUUCGAGAAGAGUGGCCGAAAUCGUCACCGCGAGCGGCAUCACUUUUAUGUAGUCAUCGAAAAUGACGAAACCGUUUCGGCUACUGGUGCUGCUGUUGUUGCUGUUCGAGCUGACUCAGGCCCAGCGGAAAAGCCCUAACAUUGAGUUGUCCGAGUUCAUCAAGUUCCCGAAGAUCUUCGAGUAUGCCGAUUACGACGACUGCCGACGAGAUCACCUGGAUGGGUACGCUUAUUGUGUGGUGCACGCGAGGAUCGUGCCCGACGAGUCGUCCGAGCUGUGGCGGAACAUUAGCGAUUUCUCCAAAAGUGAGGUGCACUACGAUCACACCUUGCUGGAGCGAGGAAUCUGCAUUCAGGAUUGCGAAGCGUCGCUUCGAUCAUCCGGUGAGCUUCCAAACGUGGAUGAUCUGACAGCGCUAGAUCUUUACGCCAAACUUGCCAGAUCCUGUAUCAACACGAGAUUGAAGCAGCAAUAUAAUUUGGAGAUAGGCAACUUCGUCAAAAUCUACCAUUGCUACACGCCAGAGCAAGAGGACCGGCCAGUGGAUUUCGCCGAAGGUUUAUUCUACGCCGUUGUGAUAGCACUGUCCGUCUUUUUCAUCGCUUCCACAACGUACGAUGUACGCCAAAGGAGCCUCCAGGGUUGUCCCGACACCUACUACGAUCGGGACCCCAAGUCUCGACGAGAGCGGCUUCUUGUAUCGUUUUCCUUUCCACGAAAUUUCUGCCGACUGAAAAAUCAUGGUUACAGUAAGAUCCGAACGGAUCUUCAGUUUUUGGAGGCGUUCAGAUUCAUUCAAAUGUGUCGGGUAAUAUUCCUUCACGCGACCAUGGCUCACAACAAAGUUCCGCAGUCCAACACGGACUAUAUGGAAAUGCUACAGGAGGACCCGACGCUCAUGUUCUUCGUAGCGGAGUUUCAAAACUACAUACAGACGUUCCUCUCAAUCUCCGGAAUGUUGCUGACAAUCAACUUCCUGGAGCACAUUCGCAAGAAUCCGGACUUCAGCUACUCUAUCUUCUGGGAUAAGCUGAAAAACAGACUGUGCCGAAUUUUGCCAGCGUAUGCCUUCGUGAUUCUUGUAGAGUGUGCGAUUAUUCAUCGCUAUCUGGACGGACCGAUUGGGCAGCAGUUCAUCGGUGAAGCCGAACAGAACUGCCGACGGUGGUGGUGGGCCAAUUUGCUGUUCUUCAACAACUAUAUUCGAACGGAUCAACCGUGUCUGAUCCAAUCGUGGUACUUGGCAGUUGACAUGCAGUUGUUCAUCUACGGAAUGGUGGUAAUGAUGAUGAUCUGGCGAUGGCCUUGGACGAGGAAGUAUAUUUUCACGGUAGCGUUUGUCUGUGCUGCCCUGAUUCCGACCUUGACCACGUAUGUCAAGGAUAUAGAACCUGCGAUGACCAACCGGAUGAAGAAUGCCGAUCGGUACAACCGAGAGCACAACUAUCAGUACGACAUCUACUUCCCCUUCCAUCAGAACAUCGGAGCGUAUUCGCUGGGAAUGCUGGCCGGGUUUAUCUACCACCGAUAUCGUGACUCACCGAAGGCAGUUUUGAGUUCUAAGUGGUUCCGAUUUGCUUUCUGGAUAUCGGUAGUGUACUACUUUUCCUGCAUGGCAUCCGUUUACUGGGUCCUUGAAUAUCGCGACAUCAUUCAACCCGUGCUGAAGGCCGUCUACUCGACAUUGUUCAAGCAGUCCUGGGCAGUAAUGUCAACCGUACUGCAGCUGGGCCUUGCUUUGGCUUCCAGUAGCUACAUCUGGAAGAAGCUCUUCAGCCAUUCGUUUUUCGGCGUAGCUGGAAAGCUGUGCUUUGGAUUCUAUCUCAUCCACUUCACUACCAUUGAAGUCGUAUACUCAGGCGUAAAGGGACCGCUGUACACCAAUGAGCGAGGAGUGUCGAUAUGGGCUUCGCAAAUCUUUUGGUGGACCUUGUUCUUUGGUACGCUACUCACGUUACUGGUGGAGCUACCGAGUAAUGCGGCCCUUAAAGAGCUUCUGGAUAGGCGGAAAGUGAACAACAAAGUACGUGACAUUCAGCAGACACAAGGUCCAGCUGAGCAAAGAGUGGAACAAGGUGGCUGCACCUAGCGCUAAGUUUUCGAUGCAGAAGACAAUCACAUCAUACGGGUCCAUCGCAUUUUCAUUUGUAAAUAUAGAAGUAAUAUUUUUAA
Messenger RNA from Aedes aegypti (yellow fever mosquito), 2510 nucleotides. Its product is annotated as nose resistant to fluoxetine protein 6. The record is from RefSeq and is a predicted model, not a curated record. Gene Ontology annotation, molecular function: acyltransferase activity, transferring groups other than amino-acyl groups. Bases 400 to 2427 code for a protein of 675 amino acids. The transcript has 7 exons. NCBI's taxonomy places the organism in Eukaryota, Metazoa, Arthropoda, Insecta, Diptera, Culicidae.